Molecule: messenger RNA, 1656 nt
Organism: Cryphonectria parasitica EP155
Lineage: Eukaryota; Fungi; Ascomycota; Sordariomycetes; Diaporthales; Cryphonectriaceae
Exons: 2
Coding region: 1-1656 (551 amino acids)
Cellular component (GO): SBF transcription complex; cytoplasm
Molecular function (GO): transcription coregulator activity
Source: RefSeq, a predicted model, not a curated record
AUGUCGUUCCGGCCCGUCAACGCCGCGCCGAAACAGGCUGGCGUCGGUGUCAGCGACAGCAAUGCUUUGCUCUCGACCGCCCACCGUGUCGCGCCUCACGACUCGUCGUCGUCGUCCUCGUCGUCGUCGCAAGGGCACAUCAUGGCCAGCAGUGCCGCCGGCUCGUACCCGUUGCAGAAGCAGAACUCCAACACCGACUCCCAGGCAACCGCCCUCUCGUCUUCCAACUCCACGGCCGAGUCCCACCGCGUCUUUACGCCACCCAUAAUCGAGAGGAGCGCGAGCAACGGUGCGGCAAGUAGCGGCCACGAGUCCAGCCAGGAGUCCCAGCUGCGACAGCUGUCGCAGCUGGCUGCUGUCCAGGAGAAGAUGCCCGACGUGGGUGCCGUCGCCCCUCGCCCCUCGGUCAAGAGGAUGGCCGACGGCGCGGUCAAGGAGAACAACAGGACAUCCCCGAGCGCCUCUCCUCCUCGGCCAGGUCCUGGCUGGCACUCGAGGAACGUGAGCGGUGUCAGCAUUGCCUCUUCCGCCAGCAGCCGUGUUAACGAGCUGUCCUCCGAACUAAAGGCCCGCCUGUCCUAUGCCAUGCUCAAGGUUCACAACGGCUGGCAGUCACGCACCAUUGACGAGGUCGAGAACCUGGCCUCUGCCGCCGCUUCUCCUGCUUCCUCCAGCAACUCUACCCUGCCAGGGCCUGCUGGAUCUUCUAUCAGCCCGCAGAUGCAGACUCUAUCACAUCCGCUGCCGAGCAGCUCGGGCGCACCUCCUCAGACCCACCAGCCACAGAGCAAAGACGACUCUGGGGCACGCUCUUCAGCGAGUCCUGACAUGCAACCUGUCUCCUCCUCUGCUCGGCUGCAGGAUGUUCCGUCGCUAGCCCCUCCAGUCUCCAUUCAGCCUCAUCGCAACGAAACUAACCACCGAAGAAACUCCAACCCGAAGCACACCCCCAGUCUUCUCUCCCCUCGAUCUCACCACAGCAGCCCGCACACACCAGCUUUACCAUCUCUCAGUAUCUCCCGGGAUCCUGGCGCCGCGCGCGCCGCAGCAGCAGCAGAUCCCGUGAUCAUCUCUCCCACCCACAACAACCGCGAGAAGGAUGCGAUGGAAGCCCUACUUUUUAUGAGCAGUCCGGGGAACUCUGCAAAUAUGAAGAACUACUAUCCAGCCUCUCAGUCGGCGGUCAGUCAUCUUCGCAAUGGCGCCUUGGCUGUACCCAGCCCGCAGAGGACGGCGCUGCCGACAUCUGCACCGAAGCGCAAGAGCUUGCCGAACGGCCGCCCGAUGCACAGCUCACAGCCCCUUCCGGCAGCCCACACUUCGCCCAAGAAACGCGUCGGUUUCGGGAGAUCGCCGUCUACCUUUAGCGAGAUGGACAUAGACGAUCCAGCAACAAGUCCGCGCCGGCAUGCCACACACGCGCGACCCCUCGCACACAGCCCCCAGAAGACGACCAAUGGCACGGCGGCGCAGGCACGACAUUCGAUGCCACCCACGAUGGAAGUGAGCAAGCCUUCGCCGCAGCCCAAACCGAGGUUCUCUUACGAGGACCUUGAUAAGGUUUUGGACCAGGUGGCGGCCGAGGAUCCUUCCUCAGAGUCCGAGAGUGAGAUUGAGCUGCCUGCCCGCCGAGCAGGAGCCGGCAUGAGAUCGUGA